AUGGUGACAGUGAAGCUGCUUAGGAACAGACCCCGCCCCCUUUGGGGAGUUUCCUCAAGGGAGGUGACAAUUGGUGUCCCCAGGGAGGUGACAAUUGCCAGUACCAGUGUCCCUGGAGAGGUGACAACCUCCGGUGUCCCCAGGGAGUUGACAAUCUCCGGUGUCCCCAGGGUGACAGUCUCUGGUGUCCCCAGGGAGGUGACAGUCACCAAUCCCACUGUCCCCAGGGAGGUGACAAUCUCCAGUGCCCCCAGGGAGGUGACACUCAGUGUCCCCAGGGUGACAGUCUCUGGUGUCCCCAGGGAGGUGACAGUCACCAAUCCCAUUGUCCCCAGGGAGGUGACACUCAGUGUCCCCAGGGAGGUGACAGUCACCAAUCCCACUGUCCCCAGGGAGGUGACACACUCUGGUGUCCCCAGGGAGGUGACAGUCACCAAUCCCACUGUCCCCAGGGAGGUGACAGUCACCAAUCCCGCUGUCCCCAGGGUGACAGUCUCUGGUGUCCCCAGGGAGGUGACAAUCACCAAUCCCUCUGUCCCCAGGGAGGUGACACUCAGUGUCCUCAGGGAGGUGACAGUCACCAAUCCCGGUGUCCCCAGGGGGGUGACAGUCACCAAUCCCGCUGUCCCCAGGGUGACAGUCUCUGGUGUCCCCAGGGAGGUGACACUCAGUGUCCCCAGGGAGGUGACAGUCACCAAUCCCACUGUCCCCAGGGGGGUGACAGUCACCAAUCCCUCUGUCCCCAGGGUGACAGUCUCUGGUGUCCCCAGGGAGGUGACACUCAGUGUCCCCAGGGGGGUGACAGUCACCAAUCCCGCUGUCCCCCGCAGAUUCGGGUCCCCACCACCAGAGCUGCAGCCGGAUGUCCCCUCCCGGCGCCGGCCCCUCCUCUGUCCCCUCCUCGCUGUCACUGUCCCACGGCGCCGGGAACAGCCGCUGGCCCGAGGCCGUGGCCAGCAGGGGCAGCCAGGGGUGGAGUCCCGGAGGGCGCGGAAGCGACAAAGGGGGGGCAGCUCGGGGGGGUCCCCGGCCCCAGGGGGGGUCAGGGUGUCCCAGACGGUGACAAAGCCAUCAGUGUCACCACUGACCAGGAACUGCCCCGACCUGGGGGGGCAGGAGAAAGCCCAGGAGAACCAGAAGGAGAUGAAGCUGCUGCUGGACAUGUACAAGUCAGCGCCCAAGGAGCAGCGGGACAAGGUGACGCUGAUGGCGGCCGAGAGGAAGAGCAAGGCCGAGCUGGAGGAGCUGCGGGUGCGCUGGCGGGAGCUGGAGGAGCGCGAGCGCCGCGAGAGCAAGAAGCUGGCGGACGAGGAGGCGCUGAGGCGGCUGCGGCUGAGCGAGGAGCAGAUCGAGCACCUGCAGCGGCGCCUGGCGGCCACCAAACAGGAGGAGGAGGCGCUGCUGUCGGAGAUGGACGUGACGGGCCAGGCCUUCGAGGACAUGCAGGAGCAGAACCUGCGGCUGCUGCAGCAGCUGCGCGAGAAGGACGACGCCAACUUCAAGCUGAUGUCGGAGCGCAUCAAGGCCAACCAGAUCCACAAGCUGCUGCGCGAGGAGAAGGACGAGCUGGCCGAGCAGGUGCUGGCCCUCAAGGCGCAGGUGGAGGCGCAGCUGCAGGUGGUGCAGAAGCUGGAGGAGAAGGAGCGGGGCCUGCAGAGCGCCCUGGGCGCCGUGGAGAAGGAGCUGAGCCUGAGAUCGCAGGCGCUGGAGCUGCACAAGAGAAAGGCAGUGGAGGCCGCCCAGCUGGCCGAGGACCUGCGUGCCCAAGGUGAGCACGUGCAGGCGCGGCUGCGGGAGCUGCAGGUGUGCGCGGCCGAGAACCGAGCGGCCAAGGACAAGGAGUCCCUCAGCCUCAAGAGGGCCCAGGAGGAGCUGUCGCGGCUGCGCCGGAAGCUGGAGAAGCAGCGCAAGGUGGAGGUUUACGCCGACGCCGACCAGAUCCUGCAGGAGGAGAUCAAGGAGUACAGGGCCCGUCUGACAUGCCCGUGCUGCAACGCCCGCAAGAAGGACGCGGUGCUGACCAAGUGCUUCCACGUCUUCUGCUUCGAGUGCGUCAAGAGCCGCUACGACACGCGGCAGCGCAAGUGCCCCAAGUGCAACGCGGCCUUCGGCGCCCACGACUUCCACCGCGUCUACAUCAGCUGAGCGGCCACCUGCCGGGCACCUCUGGUGGUCAUCAACCCGUUGUGGCCACCUGUGGUCAUUUUGGGUGGUCAUCAACCCCUUG
Messenger RNA from Oenanthe melanoleuca, 2227 nucleotides. RefSeq names its product E3 ubiquitin-protein ligase BRE1B-like. The record is from RefSeq and is a predicted model, not a curated record. The transcript has 11 exons. Lineage: Eukaryota; Metazoa; Chordata; Aves; Passeriformes; Muscicapidae. Bases 1 to 2145 code for a protein of 714 amino acids. Gene Ontology annotation, molecular function: ubiquitin protein ligase activity; metal ion binding. Gene Ontology annotation, cellular component: HULC complex; nucleus.